AUUACUUAAACCCAAAUCAACGAAACUUCAUCCCGUCGCCGCCGCACCGGUGAACCCAAUCAGCCCUCAGCCACACCUACAUGGUUGCACACUGAAAAAGGACGACAUAGUUCCCAGAAAACAGCUACCAACCGAAAAUACCAACGUAAGCCAAGGAUAGCAGCUUCCAUAGAAGAGCCCUUAAAGUUAUAUUCCAAAGAUGCAGCAUGAUGAGGUUAUAUGGCAAGUUAUCAGACACAACCAUUGCAGUUUCAUGACCAAAAUUACGACGGGCAAUUUUUGUAGAAACCCUUACAAUGUCACUGGAAUUUGUAAUCGAAGCUCCUGCCCUUUAGCUAAUAGUCGCUAUGCCACCAUCCGUGAAGACAAUGGAGUGUUUUACCUUUACAUGAAGACUAUUGAAAGAGCUCAUAUGCCAAAGGAUUUGUGGGAAAGAGUUAAGCUGCCUAGGAAUUACGAGCAGGCACUUGAAGUCAUUGACAAACAUCUGAUGUAUUGGCCCAAGCUUCUCGUUCACAAGGUAAAACAACGAUUGACCAAAAUGACCCAGACGCGGAUUCGUAUGAGGAAACUUGCUUUGAAAAAUAGGGAAAUAAUAAAAACACUUCCAAGGAAAGAGAUAAAGAGAGAAGCUAGAAGAGAAGCGAAGGCUGAAAGAGCGGCUGUGAUUGACAAGGCUAUUGAGAACGAGCUAGUGGAACGCCAUAAAAAUGGACUUUACCAACAACAGAAGGAGGCUGAAAAGCUUAUCGAGGUAGAGAUACUGGAACGCAUUCAAAAAGGAGUAGGUGAUAUAUACAACUAUCCUGUUGAUGCGUACAAUAGAGUUCUUGAUAUGGAGAAACUUCAACCUGCUGAUGAAGAGGAUGAAGAGGAAGCAGAAAUAGAAUAUGUAGAAGGCUACGAUGAACUUGAAGAGGAAGAUGACAUUGAAGAUUUUGGUGCAUUUUCAAUUCACGAGUCACAGGGAAAUGACACCGAUGAUGAAAAUGACGGAAGCAGUGAAGAUGAAGAAACUAAAGCACUUAAUCAAAGGAAAGCCAAAAGGAAAUCGACUUUAGCUUCAAAGAAACUUGAAAAGGAUGACCUUGAUUCUAAAUCAAAGAAAACGAGGGUCCUCGUUGAGGUGGAAUGCGACGAUGCUGGCGAAAGACAAAGAUUGGUCCAGUAGUUUCAUUUUGUGUUAGUUACUGAUAGGAGAGGGAAGCUGCUAUAUGAGAAACUCAAUUUUAACUGUCAUUUCAAAUUAGUUUGUACCUUUGAAGCAUUUUAAAUUAUAUACUGCUAAUUUUUCAAGUUACUUUCCUUUUGUUUGGAAGAAUAACAAAUUGUGUCUUGGUUUGUUUGAUAGAGCCAGGGCAUCUCAAUCCUACUUUGUUUGAGGAUUGUGAUUUUAUCAAAUUUUGUAUUAUGUGGAUCGUCGAGAUUUUGGAAUUCAUUAUAAUAGUUAUAGUUAUUCUUUUUA
This is a messenger RNA of Trifolium pratense (red clover), 1465 nucleotides long. Its product is annotated as protein MAK16 homolog B-like. Gene Ontology annotation, cellular component: preribosome, large subunit precursor; nucleolus. The transcript has 11 exons. NCBI's taxonomy places the organism in Eukaryota, Viridiplantae, Streptophyta, Magnoliopsida, Fabales, Fabaceae. The coding region runs from base 200 to 1171 and encodes 323 amino acids. The record is from RefSeq and is a predicted model, not a curated record. Gene Ontology annotation, biological process: maturation of 5.8S rRNA; maturation of LSU-rRNA.